AUGGAAGACUGGGUAGCUUCCGAGGCCCCUGUUAACGCAGGUGCGGCCCGAAGCGAAACACCUGGACUUUUGACCGGUCCAGGUGCCAAAAUGAUUAUCCAUUUUGUUAAAAUGAUGAAUCCAACCCCGAGUGUCCGAAGCCGAAGAAGAAAAGUACGACGAUGAAGUGGAGUCGUCCGAAAGCGAAGAAAAAGGCAAGUCAAAAGACCAAUCUUUUGAGUUAAGAGAGUCAGUCGUCGGUUCUUUCUUGGACGACAUCUAUAUCGGACAGCCGCAAGCAGCAGAAAGCGAGCAACCAACGCCAAGGCGUGCUCCGUCUCUCUAUCUCCGACACGUGACUCGACGAGAACGAAGAAAGUCCGACCAAUCCGGAAAGUUUCCAUGGGGAAAGUACGAUCGAACAAAACUGUCGAGCCCAAUCACUCCGAAACAAGGAAAGAGCUCUGCCUCUCAAUCGACACAGGUAACGACUCCUGUCACAAAAAGUCCAAUUAAGGGAGCUCGAACAAUGAAAACAAGGAGCCCUAGUCCGAUUCCAGUUCGUCAGAGAACGCCGACGCCUCCAAUGAUUCAAACGUUGCCAGUUUCUCCGCCAAACGCGCCCUCAUCAAGCUCCAGUUCGGCACUGACCUCGGCACCAACAAGUACCACGACAUCCGUGAACAGCCCGAUUCCGUCAACAACAAUGACUUCGCUUCGCUCUAAUCCAACGACAACAGCGGCAACUGCGUCGACCAGUCAGACAUCGGGAUCGAUAUCGACAGCUCCACUGUCAUCUACUUUGACUUCAAGAACACAACUAGCAAGCACAUUUGAAUCGCUAAGAAAGCUUUUCUUAUCGAAUUCACCGACCAUGUUGGUUUUCUCAACGUCAACAGCGUUAUCGACAAGAGCGUCGAAGUCAUUGGCAGCGAUCUUGAAGACGUCCACUCCGAAACGUCAAAUUGGGCUGACGUCCACUCAGAAAAGUUAAACUACGUCACGGACUACGUCAACGUCGCCGAGUUCUACGACGAACCAGCCACGCUCCAGAAACAUUGUGGAAGUUCUCGAUUCAACUCUUAUGAAGAAGCUCAAUGGACAAGAAGUCAUUUCAUACUCGAACAUGACGAGCGACUACCAGGAAGCAAAGCUUUUGCGUUUUUCGAAAGGGACUCGCUGAAGCGCUCGUUGAAACUCCACCGCCGACUACAACUUUCCAAGAAAAGUCUCACUGUGAGCUGAGACCAUCCUCUGGUCAGUAUGAUCGCCGAAGAAGUUCUCAUCACGUCGAAAGAACGCUUAACCGACACAACAACGAAGCAGACGAACUCGAAACAAAGCUCGCAAGGAUCUUCAUGGGCGAGACGUCGACGCGAUCAAGCUGAAUGAGGGACUUCACGAAGAAUCCGACGCUACUUGAUGAAUCAGCCCUCAUCAUUCAUGGUGAAGCCUGCGGUCGACCUUCUGAAAUGUUUUCUACACGGCAGAACCAACUGGCCAGACGAUCGCAAAAGGUUGCCGAGCAGAAAGCUCGUCACGUCACCAUCUCCUGAAAAGCUGAAGACGUUAAAACCUUGCCGAAGAAGAUUUCAACACGAGAAGACGCCAGAAAAGACUCCUACAAAGAGACUUCAGCUGAAGAAGUUACCGGAAGAGUCUUCAUUUCGAAAAGAAAACUUUAAAACUGGACAAGAUGAACCGCCGAAGUAAACGCCAAAAAGCCAAAACGAGGAGUUCCCCGAGAGGAACAUCGACGAAGUCGCCGAAAUCGACGUCUACGAAGUCGCCGACAAGAGCAGCCAUGACACCGACAGUGUCGAAGAGAUCGAAGCCGACAAUACCGUCAACAGCGGUGUUGCGCCAUCUCCUCCUUUUUUUCUCUCACGUCAAAAAAAACUGAUUGUCUAAAUUUUUUUUUCUUUUCUUCUUCCAGCUGAUCUCUAUCUGAAAAUUUUUCUGCUCAUAUUUUUGAAAUCCUUUCCAUUCAAAAAAUUUUGAAUCGCUUUGUUGCCCUCACUCAUUUUUUCCUCAAAAUGAUUCGUAAAAGCCUAUCCAGUCGUUUCUCUAAAAAUAAUCAUUUGCCAUUAAUUUCUACAAAAGAAUUUGGUUCCGAAUCCAGCACGCCUUCCCGCAAAUAUUUUUUUCUAACUCUUAUGUUUUUGAUAAUUUUUUUAUCGUAUUUUUCCAAGUGAUUUUUAAAUGUUAAAAAUCCACCCAUUUUUUUCUCUUCAGUUGUGACCACCACACUCAUUUCUUUUUUUAAGAUUCGGGUCGAAUCUCAUUAAAAGGGGAAAGGUGUGAAGUAAUGCCCCUGGCAGAGGCCAGAGACGCAGGGGAAGACCGCCUCCUACCUAUAAAAGGCAGGGACGAUCUUCAGCUGGGUCGAAAUCCUCCCGGCCUGAGGUCAAUCCCUCGAUCCUAUUUUGACUAUAUGAUAUUUUCUAUUUGAGACUAAUGAAUCUUUAUUAAUAUAGUCCAUUUAUUCGGACCACAUCGAAACUACCGAUGGAGUCUCGGCAUGGCCAAGCCGAGGACUCACAAUUCUAA
Molecule: messenger RNA, 2529 nt
Organism: Caenorhabditis auriculariae
Lineage: Eukaryota; Metazoa; Nematoda; Chromadorea; Rhabditida; Rhabditidae
Source: the annotation of a GenBank genome assembly